AUGAACUGGAGGUUUGUUGAGCUCCUCUACUUCCUGUUUGUAUGGGGCCGUAUCUCAGUGCAGCCCUCCCACCAGGAACCAGCUGCAACAGACCAACAUGUCUCCAAGGAAUUUGAUUGGCUUAUUUCAGACAGGGGGCCUUUCCACCACUCCAGGAGCUACCUAUCCUUUGUGGAAAGACACCGUCAAGGAUUUACAACCAGAUAUAAAAUAUACAGGGAGUUUGCCCGUUGGAAGGUGAGGAACACAGCCAUCGAGAGGAGAGACCUGGUCCGCCAUCCAGUGCCCCUCAUGCCGGAGUUUCAAAGGAGCAUCCGCCUGCUCGGCAGGAGACCCACCACUCAGCAGUUCAUUGAUACCAUCAUCAAAAAGUACGGCACCCACCUCCUCAUCUCUGCCACCUUGGGAGGGGAGGAGGCCUUGACCAUGUACAUGGACAAAACUCGCCUGGACAGAAAAUCAGGGAAUGCCACGCAAAGUGUUGAAGCUCUGCACCAGCUUGCCUCAUCCUACUUUGUUGACCGUGACGGCACCAUGAGGAGGCUCCAUGAGAUCCAGAUAUCAACGGGAGCAAUCAAGGUCACAGAGACGCGCACUGGGCCCCUGGGCUGCAACAGCUAUGACAAUCUGGACUCUGUGAGUUCCGUCCUUCUGCAGAGCACCGAGAGCAAACUGCACCUUCAAGGUCUUCAGAUCAUCUUCCCUCAGUAUCUGCAGGAGAAGUUCGUCCAGUCGGCCCUGAGCUACAUCAUGUGCAACGGCGAGGGGGAGUACGUGUGUCAGAACAGCCAGUGCCGAUGCCAGUGUGCCGAGGAGUUCCCGCAGUGCAACUGCCCCAUCACCGACAUCCAGAUCAUGGAGUACACACUGGCCAGCAUGGCCAAGUCGUGGGCCGAUGCCUACAAGGACCUGGAGAACUCAGAUGAAUUUAAAUCGUUCAUGAAGCGUCUCCCUAGCAACCACUUCCUGACCAUUGGGAACAUCCACCAGCACUGGGGCAACGACUGGGACCUGCAGAACCGCUACAAGCUCCUGCAGAGCGCCACGGAGGCCCAGAGGCAGAAGAUCCAGCGCACCGCCCGCAAGCUCUUCGGCCUCAGUGUCCGCUGCCGCCACAACCCCAACCACCAGCUGCCCAGAGAGAGGACAAUUCAGCAGUGGCUUGCAAGGGUCCAGUCGCUUCUCUACUGCAAUGAGAACGGGUUCUGGGGCACCUUCCUGGAGAGCCAGAGGAGCUGCGUGUGCCAUGGCAGCACCACGCUGUGCCAGCGCCCCAUCCCCUGCAUCAUCGGCGGGAACAACAGCUGCGCCAUGUGCAGCCUGGCCAACAUCUCGCUCUGCGGCUCCUGCAACAAGGGCUACAAGCUGUACCGAGGCCGCUGCGAACCGCAGAACGUGGACUCGGAGCGCAGCGAGCAGUUCAUCAGCUUCGAGACCGACCUGGACUUCCAGGACCUGGAGCUCAAGUACCUGCUGCAGAAGAUGGACUCGCGCCUCUACGUCCACACCACCUUCAUCAGCAACGAGAUCCGCCUCGACACCUUCUUCGACCCCCGGUGGCGCAAGCGCCUGUCCCUCACUCUCAAGAGCAACAAGAACCGCAUGGACUUCAUCCACAUGGUGAUCGGCAUGUCCAUGCGCAUCUGCCAGAUGCGCAACAGCAGCCUGGACCCCAUGUUCUUCGUCUACGUCAACCCCUUCAGCGGGAGCCACUCAGAGGGCUGGAACAUGCCCUUUGGCGAGUUCGGCUACCCGCGCUGGGAGAAGAUCCGCCUCCAGAACAGCCAGUGUUACAACUGGACUCUGCUGCUGGGCAACCGGUGGAAAACGUUUUUCGAGACGGUCCAUAUCUACCUACGCAGUCGGACUCGGCUCCCUACCCUCCUGCGCAACGAGACUGGCCAGGGCCCCGUGGACCUGUCCGACCCCUCCAAGAGGCAGUUCUACAUCAAGAUCUCGGAUGUGCAGGUGUUCGGGUACAGCCUGAGGUUCAACGCCGACCUCCUGCGCAGCGCCGUGCAGCAGGUCAACCAGUCCUACACGCAGGGCGGCCAGUUCUACUCCUCUUCGUCUGUCAUGCUCCUCCUGUUGGACAUUCGGGACCGAAUCAAUCGCCUGGCCCCCCCUGUGGCCCCGGGGAAGCCCCAGCUGGACUUGUUCUCCUGUAUGCUCAAACACCGCCUGAAACUGACCAACAGCGAGAUCAUCAGGGUGAACCACGCCCUGGACCUCUACAACACCGAGAUCCUCAAACAGUCGGAUCAGAUGACAGCCAAGCUCUGUUAA
Molecule: messenger RNA, 2286 nt
Organism: Budorcas taxicolor (takin)
Lineage: Eukaryota; Metazoa; Chordata; Mammalia; Artiodactyla; Bovidae
Gene: BRINP1
Product: BMP/retinoic acid inducible neural specific 1
Exons: 7
Coding region: 1-2286 (761 amino acids)
Biological process (GO): negative regulation of mitotic cell cycle; positive regulation of neuron differentiation
Source: RefSeq, a predicted model, not a curated record